GGGAGAGAGAGAGAGAGACCAUUAAAAAGCAAAGCAGGCCCUCCCGGGCCUUUUACACGUGAUAAAGAAAAAACCAAAAGCAAUUGCAUGCGUGUAUGAGUUUCAUAAGCUCUUCCGCUUCUCUCUCUCUUUCUGAAUCCCCACAAACCCAUCUUUUGUUUCCACUUUCUCUUCUCUUUCCAUCUCCUCACGUUCUCUGGCAGCUAUCUUUUGAGUUUCGCGGUGUUUGAUUGAAGGGCAUUGGUUUUUCAAUGAAAGCUACUGUUGUCUUUCUGCCCCUUUAAUUCUUGUUGAGUUGUGUUGUAACUGUACAGAUUGUCUGAAACCUGAGAUAAAAGAAGGCGGAGUCGUUUACUUGGUGAAGCCGUGAAGGCCUUUUUGCAUAAACGGCGUUAAGCAUAUAAAUUUCAGUCGCCAUGCCCGUAAGACAGAUGAAAGAAAGCUCAGAGCAGCACCUUGUGAUCAAACCCCAAAUCCACUCCAUGAAUCCGUUUCAAAAGACACCAAAAACUGCUCAGAAUGGCAAAGGCCCACCUCGUCAAGAACCCCAUAAUACUACCGCUGAACAACACCCUUCACCUCCUUCAAGGAAUAGAGGUAGGAGGAGAGGAAGAGGUGGCCGAAAAUCCGACCAAGGCGAUUCUGUCAUGCGACCAACUUCCAGGCCCUGCACCAUUGCUCAUAAACCGGUUGCAGGUCACUCUGUUGAGACUCUGUCAACCGAAAUUUCAAGUGGAUCUUCCGAUGGGGGUCAUGUUUGUGAAAUGGAGAUGGCUUUUCCUUCUUCAAGCAAAGCUUUGAGAUUUGCCCCAAGGCCUGGGUACGGUCAAGUAGGGACAAAGUGUAUAGUAAAAGCCAACCAUUUCUUUGCAGAGUUACCAGACAAGGACCUGAACCAGUAUGAUGUUACCAUUAUUCCUGAAGUGGUUUCAAAGUCUAUGAGUAGAGCUAUCAUGGCCGAGCUUGUGAAACUGUAUAGAGAGUCGGACUUGGGAAUGAGAUUGCCUGCAUAUGAUGGAAGAAAGAGCCUAUACACAGCAGGAGAACUCCCCUUUGCUGCCAAGGAAUUUAAUAUCAAACUUGCGGAUGAAGAUGAUGGAAUCAGUGGUCCAAAAAGGGAGAGAGAAUAUAAAGUGGUGAUCAAAUUUGUUGCUCGAGCAGACUUGCACCAUUUGGGCCAAUUUUUAGCUGGUAAACGUGCAGAUGCCCCACAGGAAGCUCUUCAGAUUCUUGACAUUGUACUAAGAGAACUCUCAACUAAAAGGUACUGCCCUGUUGGGAGAUCUUUCUUUUCUCCUGAUAUAAGAAGGCCACAGCGGCUUGGGGAAGGAUUGGAGUCAUGGUGUGGGUUUUACCAAAGUAUAAGACCAACACAGAUGGGUUUGUCCUUAAAUAUUGAUAUGUCAUCUGCAGCAUUUAUUGAGCCUCUCCCUGUAGUUGAGUUUGCUGCUCAACUUCUGGGCAAGGAUGUUCUGUCAAGGCCCUUGUCUGAUUCUGAUCGUGUAAAGAUCAAAAAAGCUCUAAGGGGAGUGAAAGUUGAGGUGACUCAUAGAGGAAAUGUGCGAAGAAAGUACCGAGUUUCAGGACUAACAUCACAACCUACAAGAGAACUGGUGUUUCCUGUUGAUGACAAAUCAACAAUGAAAUCGGUAGUUGAAUAUUUUCAAGAAAUGUAUGGCUUCACCAUUCAACAUUCACAUCUUCCUUGCCUUCAAGUUGGGAAUCAGAAGAAGGCAAACUAUUUGCCAAUGGAGGCCUGCAAAAUUGUUGAGGGGCAGCGAUAUACAAAAAGACUGAAUGAAAGGCAAAUAACUGCUCUUCUGAAAGUUACAUGCCAAAGGCCUAGGGAUCGGGAAAAUGACAUUUUGCAGACAGUUCAACAUAAUGCUUAUGACCAAGAUGCAUAUGCAAAGGAGUUUGGGAUCAAAAUCAGUGAGAAGCUAGCUUCUGUUGAGGCUCGGAUUCUGCCUGCUCCUUGGCUGAAAUAUCAUGAUACUGGGAAGGAAAAAGAUUGUUUACCUCAAGUUGGUCAGUGGAAUAUGAUGAACAAGAAAAUGAUUAAUGGAAGCACUGUCAACCGAUGGGCAUGUAUCAAUUUCUCAAGGAGUGUUCAAGAAAGUGUUGCUCGUGGAUUUUGUAAUGAGCUGGCUCAAAUGUGUCAAAUAUCUGGCAUGGAAUUCAAUACAGAGCCUGUGAUCCCAAUCUAUACAGCAAAGCCCGAACAAGUAGAGAAGGCUCUGAAGCACGUUUAUCAUGCAUCAAUGAACAAACUCAAAGGGAAAGAGUUGGAGCUACUCCUAGCAAUAUUACCUGAUAGCAAUGGUUCCCUAUAUGGUGAUCUCAAGCGGAUAUGUGAAACAGAUCUAGGUUUAAUAUCACAAUGCUGUCUGACAAAGCAUGUCUUCAAGAUUAACAAGCAGUAUCUGGCUAAUGUGGCACUGAAAAUCAAUGUUAAGAUGGGAGGAAGAAAUACUGUUCUUUUGGAUGCCAUCAGCUGGAAGAUACCAUUGGUUAGUGAUAUACCAACCAUAAUAUUUGGAGCAGAUGUCACUCAUCCAGAAAAUGGAGAAGACUCCAGCCCCUCAAUUGCUGCUGUAGUAGCUUCUCAAGACUGGCCCGAAGUCACAAAAUAUGCUGGUCUGGUUUGUGCCCAAGCUCAUAGACAGGAGCUCAUACAAGACUUGUACAAAACCUGGCAUGAUCCUGUACGUGGCACUGUCAGUGGUGGAAUGAUUCGGGACCUAUUGAUUUCCUUUCGGAAGGCAACUGGGCAAAAGCCACUAAGGAUUAUAUUCUACAGGGAUGGUGUGAGUGAAGGGCAAUUCUAUCAAGUUCUACUCUACGAGUUAGAUGCAAUUCGGAAGGCUUGUGCCUCACUAGAACCAAACUACCAACCACCAGUGACUUUUGUUGUGGUCCAAAAAAGACAUCACACAAGACUAUUUGCUAACAACCACAAGGAUCGUAGUAGCACUGACAAGAGUGGAAACAUCUUACCUGGCACAGUGGUUGACUCUAAAAUAUGUCACCCUACAGAGUUUGACUUUUACCUCUGCAGCCAUGCUGGAAUUCAGGGAACGAGUAGACCAGCCCAUUACCAUGUUCUGUGGGAUGAGAACAAUUUUACAGCAGAUGGAAUUCAAUCCUUGACCAAUAAUCUUUGUUACACGUAUGCAAGAUGUACACGUUCUGUCUCUGUUGUUCCUCCUGCAUAUUAUGCACAUUUAGCAGCAUUUCGAGCUCGGUUCUACAUGGAACCAGAUGUGCAGGACAACGGUGGUGUUUGUCAAGCAUCAGCCCGGACUACUCGAGAAAUGGGGGAGUCAGGUGUUAGGCCGUUACCAGCCCUCAAGGAGAAUGUGAAGAGGGUAAUGUUCUAUUGUUAAGUGAUAUGAAGGUGAUAUGGUUUUGGGAAAAGAGUGGUUGAAUGUGGUUUCCAUAUUCCACUCUUCCAUCUCUGUAAUUCCCUCCUUGUAUUUAUUAUUAUUAUUAUUAUUAUUAAUGUAAGGUUAAUAGGUCCGAUUUUAAAUUAGCUGAUCA
Molecule: messenger RNA, 3540 nt
Organism: Nelumbo nucifera (sacred lotus)
Lineage: Eukaryota; Viridiplantae; Streptophyta; Magnoliopsida; Proteales; Nelumbonaceae
Product: protein argonaute 10-like
Molecular function (GO): RNA binding; protein binding
Source: RefSeq, a predicted model, not a curated record